GCCAGUUCUUAUUCUUAACAACCACGCCGGCCCAUUUCAGUGUUCAAGCUUAAUGUUCGAUCUUACCCAAUAAAGGGUUUCCUCUCCAAGAUGAGGCUCUACAAUGGCUUCCUUGACAUUCUGAAGAUUCAGAAGUUUCGGAGAAUCGUGUCAUAUACUGGGUUCUACUGCUUCACAGUGGUCUUGAGCUACGCUUACACAAGCAACACAACUAGAGCUGGGUUUUCCAGAGGUGACCAAUUCUAUGCGUCGUACCCAGCCGGAACUGAGCUUCUGACAGACCAAGCUAAGUUGUAUAAAGCUGCCCUUGGUAAUUGUUUUGAAACCCAAGAAUGGGGUCCUAUUGAGUACUGCAUCAUGGCUAAACACUUUGAGCGUCAGGGGAAAGGGCCUUAUGCGUGCCAUGCUCAAUACAUGGCACAUCUUCUAUCUCUUGGGCAACUUGAUGGAAGUGGCUAGAAGGGUAUUCCAUUUUCCAGAUGAUGUAGGAGAUCUUAUAACAGUAUCUCUAUGACCUUCAGAGUCAGUGGUAAUGUUCAAAGUAAAUCUGAUGCCAAUCGUGUAUCAAGUCGCACAUAAUAAUUGAUGUACAAACUUCCUGUAAUCCAUUUUGUAUGCCUUUUUCAUUGGGCUCAGUAUAUUAUGAAUUUGUGAUUUUCACAAGUUACCGCUAAACAACGUGUUUUGCUGCCCUCAUAAUCU
Molecule: messenger RNA, 702 nt
Organism: Rosa chinensis
Lineage: Eukaryota; Viridiplantae; Streptophyta; Magnoliopsida; Rosales; Rosaceae
Exons: 4
Coding region: 91-459 (122 amino acids)
Source: RefSeq, a predicted model, not a curated record